AUGCUCAAAAUUUCUGCCCUCGCAGUUCUCGCCGUACUUCCCGCUUUUGUCCAAGCUCAGUCUGCCGUAUACGGCCAGUGCGGUGGUAUCGGAUGGACUGGUGCCACGACUUGUGUGUCCGGAUCAACUUGCACCGUCCUGAAUGCUUACUACUCUCAGUGCCUUCCGGGUUCAGCAGCGUCUAGUAGCACUGCCGCCCCCAGUAGCACUACCGCUUCCACUUCUACCGCCCACAGUUCCACCGCCGCUUCCACUUCCACCGCCGCCGCUCCAAGUUCGACUGCGAUCGCCGGUAAUCCUUUUGAGGGCUAUGAGAUCUUCUUGUCUCCUUAUUAUGCAGCUGAAGUCACGGCCGCUGCAGCAGCCAUAACAGACUCUACCAUGGCCUCCAAGGCUUUGGAGGUCGCCCAAAUCCCCACAUUCACCUGGUUGGACGCCGUUGCAAAAGUGCCCAAUUUGGGAACCUAUCUUGCUGAAGCCCAGUCUUUGCAGGCAUCGUCAGGCCAAAAAUACCUCGUGCAGAUCGUUAUCUACGACCUUCCUGACCGUGACUGUGCUGCUUUGGCCUCGAAUGGAGAAUUCAGCAUUGCAGAUAACGGCUUGGCCAAUUACGAGAACUAUAUUGAUCAGAUCGUCGAUCUGAUUGCCCAGUACCCCAAUGUUCGCGUUGUCGCUGUGAUUGAGCCUGACUCUUUGGCUAACCUUGUGACGAAUUUGAGUGUCCCCAAGUGUGCCAAUGCUGAAACUACGUACAAGGAAGCAGUCACUUAUGCUAUUCAGCAACUUAACACGGUUGGCGUUUACAUGUACCUCGAUGCAGGUCACGCUGGAUGGCUGGGAUGGCCUGCCAACUUGAGUCCAGCUGCUCAGCUUUUCGACAGUCUUUACACUGCCGCCGGAUCACCCAGUUUUGUUCGUGGAUUGGCGACUGAUGUUGCGAACUACAAUGCGCUCGUUGCCUCUACUCCUGAUCCUAUUACUGCCGGGAACCCGAACUACGACGAGCUCCUUUAUAUCCAGGCCCUGGCACCUCUUCUGACCUCCUUACCUGCUCACUUCAUUGUUGAUCAGGGACGGUCUGGCAAGCAAGACAUUCGUAAUGCCUGGGGUGACUGGUGCAACGUCUUGGGAGCCGGAUUCGGAACUCGGCCUACUACAGACACUGGCUCCAGCUUGAUUGAUUCUAUUGUUUGGGUCAAACCUGGAGGUGAAUGUGACGGAACGAGUAACACCAGCUCUCCCAGAUAUGACGCCCAUUGUGGUCUACCUGAUGCUACACCCAAUGCACCUGAGGCCGGAACGUGGUUCCAAGCCUACUUCCAGACCUUGAUUGCCGAUGCUAAUCCCGCGCUGUAG
Molecule: messenger RNA, 1356 nt
Organism: Guyanagaster necrorhizus
Lineage: Eukaryota; Fungi; Basidiomycota; Agaricomycetes; Agaricales; Physalacriaceae
Product: cellulase CEL6B
Exons: 8
Coding region: 1-1356 (451 amino acids)
Biological process (GO): cellulose catabolic process
Cellular component (GO): extracellular region
Molecular function (GO): cellulose binding; hydrolase activity, hydrolyzing O-glycosyl compounds
Source: RefSeq, a predicted model, not a curated record